ACGCAAACGCCUUGCCCGCCAUUCACGGUCUGUUCGCGCCACGGUCCAGCUUGUUACUAUACCUCUCUCACGACCUCCUGAAAGCAGGGUGCAUCUACCUCUGCUACAACUGGAUACAUUGUGUACUUCGACUCUCGUUUACUCCACAGUCAACCUAUUGAGAGUACCUUCCAUGCCGACUCGGAUAUGCGGAACUGCAAGUGUGGCACCGUCGUUCGGUAGAGGGCGACCUGUGCAACGGAAAGUCGUUGUAUGUGGAGACGGCGCAUGUGGCAAGACUUCACUGUUGAAUGUGUUCACACGAGGGUUCUUUACCCAAGUCUACGAACCUACUGUCUUUGAGAACUACGUCCAUGACCUCUAUGUGGACGAUACUCUGGUUGAACUCAGUUUGUGGGACACUGCUGGACAAGAGGAGUUCGACAGACUGCGGUCACUCAGCUAUGCCGAGACGCAUGUCAUUAUGAUUUGCUUCUCUGUCGAUAACCCAACUUCAUUAGAGAACGUCGAGGCAAAGUGGCUUGAUGAAAUUCUUGAAUACUGUCCAGGGGUAAAGCUGGUCUUAGUUGCUCUGAAGUGUGACCUGCGAGACGACCGCGCAACACAAGAACGGCUGGCUCGUUACAGCAUGCACACUGUACAAUACGAGGAAGGGCUCACGGUUGCUCGGCGAAUACGUGCUUCGCGAUAUCUUGAGUGCAGCUCAAAGCACAACCGUGGUAUCACCGAGGUCUUCUAUGAAGCUGCGCGUGUCUCGUUAACUACGAAAGCCAAAGGGUCUGGCGCGUACGGCGGUGGAGGCCACGGCUGCAUCAUCGCGUAGCGGUGUAAAGGUCGUGCAUGUGUUCCGCUCUUUUCGCUUCCUUGUCUCCUUUCCGGCUAUGCUGUUUUUAUUCUACAGGACUUUGAUUUUGUUGCAAUUCCGAUGCUCUAGGUUACUAUGCAUUGUCCAUAUCUCACACAUGUCGUAUACCUGUACUGUUUCUACGUGUACUAUUGCAUACCCUAGCAACUCGUUAAGUCCCUGCAACUUCCACAUUCAUUUCCCGGAGGCGAGUUGAACGAAAUCUAAGUGGCAUUAGCAACGAACUACGAAUACAGCUCAAGCUACAGUCCGCUCCUCUACAAGCACGUGAGACCGCGUAGAUAACAAUCUGCAAGCACUUAUUCCUCUGCCAAAGCUAGAGCUUGCUCAAGGUCGUCUUCUUCCUGAAGAACAGUGGGCGGGAUCGGGGUACCGUAAUAUAAACGUUGACAAACGAUUGCUGUACUGAUGGUCAGUA
This is a messenger RNA of Phanerochaete carnosa HHB-10118-sp, 1283 nucleotides long. RefSeq lists its product as uncharacterized. Bases 173 to 823 code for a protein of 216 amino acids. Lineage: Eukaryota; Fungi; Basidiomycota; Agaricomycetes; Polyporales; Phanerochaetaceae. The record is from RefSeq and is a predicted model, not a curated record. The transcript is spliced from 10 exons. Gene Ontology annotation, molecular function: GTP binding; GTPase activity. Gene Ontology annotation, biological process: small GTPase-mediated signal transduction.